Molecule: messenger RNA, 1413 nt
Organism: Mixia osmundae IAM 14324
Lineage: Eukaryota; Fungi; Basidiomycota; Mixiomycetes; Mixiales; Mixiaceae
Exons: 7
Coding region: 1-1413 (470 amino acids)
Biological process (GO): proteasome-mediated ubiquitin-dependent protein catabolic process
Cellular component (GO): proteasome regulatory particle, base subcomplex
Molecular function (GO): ATP hydrolysis activity; ATP binding; proteasome-activating activity
Source: RefSeq, a predicted model, not a curated record
AUGGGUCAGCAAGGCUCGACACCCGGCGGCGGCCGCGCAGGAGCAGGCAAGGAUGGUCAGAAGAAGGAUGAGAAGAAGAAGUGGGAGCCGCCCAUCCCCACGCGAGUGGGCAAGAAGGCCAAGAGAGGCAAGGGCGGAAUGGACAGCAUCAAUCGAUUGCCUGCCGUGUCACCUACCACUCGCUGUCGCCUGAAGCUACUCAAGCUAGAGAGAAUCAAGGAUUAUCUGCUCAUGGAGGAUGAAUUUGUUCAGAAUCAGGAGCGUCUCAUACCCAGUCUGGCUUCAUCGAGUGACGCCAAUGCGACAAGUGGCGAGGGUGACGCGUCAGGCGCGGCGAGCGGCGACAAGUCUGUUGUCGACAAGACAAAGGACGAGCGUAGCAAGGUCGAAGAUCUCAGAGGGAGCCCGAUGGGAGUGGGCACGCUGGAAGAGAUCAUCGAUGACGAACACGCUAUCGUCUCGAGUGCGACGGGCCCAGAGUACUAUGUCGCCAUCAUGAGCUUUGUAGACAAGGAUGCUCUCGAGCCAGGCUCAUCCGUUCUGCUACACCACAAGACGAUGGCCAUCAUCGGCGUGCUCGCAGACGAUACCGAUCCCAGCGUUAGCAUCAUGAAGAUGGACAAGGCGCCAACGGAGUCAUAUGCGGACAUUGGUGGGCUUGCUCAACAAAUACAAGAGAUCAAAGAAUCUGUCGAACUGCCGCUGUCUUCGCCAGAGCUCUACGAAGAGAUGGGCAUCAAGCCGCCCAAGGGCGUCAUCCUCUACGGAGCCCCGGGAACGGGCAAGACUCUGCUGGCAAAGGCCGUAGCCAAUCAGACGAGCGCGACGUUCCUGCGCAUCGUCGGCUCAGAGCUCAUCCAGAAGUACCUCGGUGACGGUCCCAAGCUUGUGAGGGAGCUCUUCAAGACGGCUUCCGAGAAUGCGCCUUCUAUCAUCUUUAUCGAUGAGAUCGAUGCAGUCGGCACAAAGAGAUAUGACUCUAAUUCCGGCGGUGAGAGGGAAAUUCAGCGUACUAUGCUCGAGUUACUCAAUCAGCUGGACGGCUUCGACGAUCGUGGGGAUGUCAAGGUCAUCAUGGCGACCAAUCGAAUCGAGACGCUCGAUCCUGCGCUCAUUCGCCCUGGUCGCAUCGACCGCAAGAUCGAAUUCCCGCUACCCGAUGCCACGACGAAGCGCCACAUCUUCAAGCUACACACAUCUCGCAUGUCACUCGCGCCCGAUGUCGACCUAGAGGAAUACAUCGGUCAGAAGGACGAGCUAUCGGGAGCAGAUAUCAAAGCAGUUUGCACAGAAGCAGGUCUGCUUGCGCUGCGAGAACGACGCAUGCAAGUGACGAAGAAAGACUUUGACGCCGCAAGAGAACGUGUACUCGAUAGAAAGAAGGAAGGCACGCCGGAAGGCCUCUACCUAUGA